Molecule: messenger RNA, 429 nt
Organism: Raphanus sativus (radish)
Lineage: Eukaryota; Viridiplantae; Streptophyta; Magnoliopsida; Brassicales; Brassicaceae
Product: UDP-glycosyltransferase 74F2-like
Exons: 1
Coding region: 1-429 (142 amino acids)
Source: RefSeq, a predicted model, not a curated record
AUGGAGAAUAAGAGAGGACAUGUAUUGGCAGUGCCAUAUCCAGCGCAAGGACACAUAACACCAAUCCAACAAUUCUGUAAGCGACUCAUCUCUAAAGGUCUCAAAACCACUCUCGCUCUCACCACUUUCAUUUCCAACUCCAUCAAACCUGACCCAUCUGGUCCAGUCUCCAUAGCCACCAUCUCCGAUGGCUACGACCAGGGCUUCGACUCAUCUGGCUCCAUCCACGACUAUGUCCAAAGCUUUAAAACCUCUGGCUCUAAAACCAUUGCAGACAUCAUCCGCAAACACGAGACAAGUGACAACCCCAUUACUUGUAUCCUCUAUGAUUCUUUCUUGCCUUGGGCCCUUGAUGAAGAUGUAUAUUCUGUAUCAGUUCGUGAAGUACUACAGGAGAUAGUACAUGUGUGUGUCAUGAAGAUGGGCUGA